CUUCAGGACACAGAGUUAGGAAGGCCACCAACAUCAAGACUGGAAGUGGACUGAAAGGGUGUUGUGCUGGAGACGAGAGGCCGCUGCUAUCCACCACAGCUGCUCAGUGGUGAGCUGGCUGCCACCAUGGCUGAGGGAGAAGUCACCACCUUCUCAGCCCUGACGGAGAAGUUCAAUCUGCCUGGAGGGAACUACAAGCUGCCCAAGCUCCUUUACUGUAGCAAUGGAGGCCACUUCCUGAGGAUCCUUCCAGAUGGCACAGUGGAUGGGACCAGGGACAGGAGCGACCUGCACAUUCAGCUGCAGCUGAGUGCGGAAAGCGUGGGGGAGGUGUUUAUAAAGAGUACGGAGACUGGCCAGUACUUGGCUAUGGACACCGAUGGCCUUUUAUAUGGCUCGCAGACACCCAGUGAAGAGUGUUUGUUCCUGGAGCGGCUGGAGGAGAACCACUACAACACCUACACAUCCAAGAAGCAUGCCGAGAAGAACUGGUUUGUGGGCAUCAAGAAGAAUGGAAGCUGCAAGCGUGGUCCUCGGACUCACUACGGCCAGAAAGCCAUCUUGUUUCUCCCUCUGCCAGUCUCCUCUGACUAAAGAAAUCCACCCCAGUUGCCACUCACUCCCAGAGGAGCCUCGUGGGAGUCACUCACCUGGUGGACCCCAAAAUGUUCCCUUGACCUUUGGCUGCACUAACCCCUGGUCCACAGAGCCCAAGUAUGCAAGCAAUGCGCUUCUACUUCUACAUGCCUGGUUCCUUUUUCAGCAGGGCCCUUUCCCCCCAGCACAGUUCAGAACAGAGGGACCAACUUGCCUCCAGGGGUCCAACCAGCUGACAGUCUGGGCUUAGGUGGAGCUGGGCAGUUUGGGUGAUUCUAGCCCCUGAUGCGAGUUGAGCUCCUCAGUGCAAGAGUAGGGGUCAAGUGUAAGGGAAAAAGGGGGUUAAGGCACCUGCUAAGAGAGCCAUCACCAGUACAUGCCAUUUCCCUCUGGUGAGACAGCCCGUGAGUCCCUUUAACAUCUGGCGUGACUUCCUUUCAUGUUUCAGCGCCCCAAUAAUACAAGCAGAGAAGCUGAAGCUAGGACAGAGGUAAUCAGUGUUCCAGGAGUACAAACAAGAACAGAAAUGAAGAGACUGAAAGGGGAGAUGGAAAGACUGCCUUUUGGUAGACAACUGAGAAAGACAAGAUCUCAAGGUGGAAAGACUGAAGGGCGGGGAGAGGCCCAGCCACAGGGAAGCAGAAUUGUUCCCCAGCCUUGGGAGUCAUCACUCCCGCCUUGAUCUCCCCAAGGUCAGUCAGCAAACAGCAGGAAGCCCCUAGAUGAUGCCAGGUGAUGGAGAGCAUGACAAAUCGUUGUGGAUCAAAGCAAGGAUGUCAGAUGCUGGGAAAUUCAGCUGGGUCUGGGGAGUGCAAAUGGCAGUGAUGAGAAAGAAAGGAAAUGUUGGCUGAGAGGAUGCUAGCCACUACGGGGGUGUGGAGGGGGUGGUUUUAGAAGGGAGGAAAAGGAGAGAAAGAGCCACCACGAGUUGUGCUUGGCCACCAGGAGGCAGAUGCUGACCCAGCAGGGCUGGGUGGAGCUGCUACGCUUCCACCAGGCCCCAAGAAUGUGAUCCCAAGCCAGCUCAAAUCCCCAAACCGCAUCUCACCCUUAAAAUCACCCCCUCCCCAGUGAAGAUCCCUGGGCAGGCAAGAGGCAUGGACAGAGGGGCUACCUGUGCCAGGGCUGGUUUUAAGGCACUCUGGCCCAGUUGCUAUAAAACAUCCAUUCAGAAGAUACACAAUAGCAUAGUUCAAAAAUGUUAAGCCCUCACAACAGCUUUCCCCAAGAGCCCAUUUGUGUUGCCAUUACUUGUAUAAAUGUGCUUCCUGCUUAAAGUAAACUUGACCCAAGUGGCUAGCAAAUUAGAAACACCAUUCAUCUCUGACAUAUGAUGCCAAGGCCAUGUAAAGGCCUUUAAUAAGCUAUUUAAAUUUGCUGUAAGGCUCUCUAUGUUUUAAUCACAUUUAAAAAUAUAUAGCUUGAAGGCAGUUAAACCGAUUAGCAUUCAGCCACUGAGAAUAAUAAUAAUAUGAAGUAGAAGCUACUCAGUUAUCUAAUGCUUACACUACAUGUACGUAUAAGAGGAAAUCUUUCUGCUUUCCACUGUUUUCACAAAUUUUCUUUAGAGAAGGAGGACUCAUCAGCAUGAGAGUGUUAGUUUUUGUUUUACAAGGGCCGGAAGUAGUUAUGAAUUGGAAAAGAAUUACCUGAUAACCAAGCUGUCCUACUGAAAAUGGAAGAGAAAUGACACUUUGUGAAAGUUGAAAGUGAGAAGAUGAUCAAAGAACCAAACUAAGGAAGGUGACAAUGUGGUUAACAGCAGCCACCUGCCUGUUCAGAAAAGUGUUUCUGGAACUUGGAAAGCAAGAUUUGAUUUUGUUUUGGGAAAUCUUUGCAGACAGGUUGGAAGGCAGGGGCACACACAGCACCUUAACAUCUUAAUAUGAAGAUUUGGCCAGUAAAUAGUACGCAGGGAGGAACUCUAAGACAUUUAUCAUAGCCUAUAGAUUAUGUUGUAGGAAUCAAAUUCAAGUAUAACAUGGGCCAAGGGCAAUUAAGUACCAUCACCAACCCAUGAAACCACAGCCUGUGAUUUCAUAGGCCCAAAGCCCUGCAGGAGGAGGACCGUUAGGACCCUGACAGUCUUGACUGGGUCACUGUUCGUAUAUUUUAUUCAAUGCAUAUAAUGCCUACUGUGUGCCAGGCACUGUACUGGGUCCCGGGCCCUGAGGACUCUGGCAAACUUGCUGCUGUGUCCUCUACCCAGGUAUUUGUUUUGUGACAAUGAAGAGGCUGUGGUUUCAUUGCUUGAAGACAAAUAAAAAUCAUAUAGACUUUGUAGGUUUCUUCUGAGAAAAACAGCAAGUCCUAGGAAGAACUGGGAGUGUCU
Molecule: messenger RNA, 2929 nt
Organism: Ochotona curzoniae (black-lipped pika)
Lineage: Eukaryota; Metazoa; Chordata; Mammalia; Lagomorpha; Ochotonidae
Gene: FGF1
Product: fibroblast growth factor 1
Exons: 4
Coding region: 127-594 (155 amino acids)
Biological process (GO): positive regulation of cell population proliferation; cell differentiation; regulation of cell migration
Cellular component (GO): cytoplasm
Molecular function (GO): growth factor activity; fibroblast growth factor receptor binding
Source: RefSeq, a predicted model, not a curated record